GUUGAAUUGAUAUUUCACUGAUACACAUCUCUCUCUCUCUCUCUCUCUCCCCAUCAUCGAUUUUGCUUUUGCGCACAAUAAUACAUACGCAAACUUUCACACAAACAUGUUACGUGCCUUUUGAUCCACAAUCCAUCCCAAAUUUCUCUGUCACAACAAUAAUCAUCCCACAUUGAUUUAAAAUUUCUUCCUUGGAAUCUCUAGGGUUUCCAUCGUCGAUCGAUUCUAGGGUUCUUUUCGGUUCGGCGGUGGAGAUGACUUAUCAUGUGAACGACGACGAGGUCGAUUGUGUGGUGCCGGAGUUGAAGCUUAGGGCUUUAGGCGACCAUGGCGAUUAUGUCAAACUCAAGGAUUCCGAUGAUUGCGUCUUGGAUGGCUUCGAUGGUGGUGGAACCCAACAACAUCCACCACCAUCUCCCAGAUUCAUUGGCAGAUGGUGGUGCUUUUGGUGGUGGGCGAAGAUGGUAGUUGUGUUGAUCUUCGUUGGGGUUUUGGCCGCUGUUUUUCUCAUCUGGGUUGGCCCCUUUUUAAUGGAUAAGGAAAUUAUCCCUUUAAUUAACUGGGAGAGACAAACAUUCCGCACACCAGUGCUAGCAGUUUUACUCUUUGCUUCUGUGGCACUUUUCCCUACUUUACUGCUUCCAUCUACACCCUCCAUGUGGGUGAUUGGUAUGACAUUUGGUUAUGGGUUUGGAUUUCUACUAAUCAUUGGUGGGGUGACUAUCGGCAUAUCUCUUCCAUAUUUCAUUGGUUCACUCUUCUAUAAUAAAAUUCAUGGUUGGUUAGAAAAAUAUCCGAAAAAAGCUUCCAUUAUAAGAUUAGCUGGUCAAGGAAAUUGGUUUAGUCAGUGUCGGGAUGUCGCGUUAAUCAGGAUUUCUCCAUUCCCAUACAUAAUAUACAAUUACUGUGCUGUAGCAACAAAUGUCAAGUAUUGGCCUUACUUGCUGGGGUCAUUGGUUGGGAUGGUGCCAGAAAUUUUUGUUGCAAUUUACACUGGUAUAUUAAUACGUACUUUGGCUGAUGCUUCACAAGAUCAACACUCCCUUUCAGCGUCACAGAUUAUUUUUAAUGUUCUUGGUUUCUGUGCAACCGUGGCUACAACAAUAAUAGUUACAAUGUAUGCAAAAAAACGUCUCAAGGAACUACACAAGGAGGAGGAGCUGCUACUGCAGUAAAGCUUUUGUUCUGGUUCUGAUUGGAGAAUCCUAUGCCAGCCAAACCAGGUCAGGUUUGCAGAUCUAAACAUGAUGAAUGGAUGGAGAGGGCUUUACUUAAAUCCACUCAAUGCUCAAGAUGAUUAUAUGUUUAUAUGGUGUCGCUGAACAUGUUGUGGAAGGUAGAAAGAUGAAGUGAAGACAAGGUUAGCAUGAUUGACAUCUACACUAACCUACUUCAUCUGAUUUUAAAAGAAAAAAGAAAAGAAAAUAAAUCUUUAUUAUGUUCUCAUUUCUCCCAUUUUUUAAAAUUAUCAUUGAGCUGUCACCUGUAUAUAUUUUAAAAUGCUUUAUAGGUUUAAUUGAACUCUUGUGAAAUUCUUUAGGCUUGGAACUGUAAAUCAACGUAACAAUGUCUUGGUUUGUGGGUUUCUGGACUUGUAAAUUUUGUCAUCCUCAUUGUUGAAGACUGCAUUUUGCUACUUAUAUAUAUGUAUAUGAUUAAUUCCUUACCUAAA
Molecule: messenger RNA, 1672 nt
Organism: Camellia sinensis
Lineage: Eukaryota; Viridiplantae; Streptophyta; Magnoliopsida; Ericales; Theaceae
Source: RefSeq, a predicted model, not a curated record